AUGGAGAAGAUGUUCGGACUGCUCCAGGUGGACCAAUCAACGGUGGCCAUGGUGGAGCAUUUCGGGCGGUUCGUCAAGGCGCUCGACCCGGGCUGUCACUGCGUACCAUGGUGCUGCUGCUACCGCCCCGCGGGGCUCAUGAGCCUGCGCGUGCGCCAACUCGACGUGCGGUGCGAAACCAAAACCAAGGACAACGUGUUUGUCACUGUAGUCGCGUCGAUACAGUACCAGGCGAUUCGCGAGCAGAUCGAGGAUGCCUUCUACAAGCUGCAGGACCCGCAGGCGCAGAUCCGAUCGUACGUCUUCGAUGUGGUGCGCGCCAGUGUGCCCAAGAUGGAUCUGGACCGUGUGUUUGAGGUGAAGAACGAGAUCGCUCACACAGUGGAGGAAGAGCUUGAGAAGGCGAUGAGGACGUACGGUUACCGCAUUGUGCAGACCCUGAUCGUGGAUGUGGAGCCGGACCAUCGAGUGAAGGCUGCUAUGAACGAGAUCAAUGCCGCCCAGCGCAUUCGCAUGGCCACACAGGAGAAGGCAGAAGCAGAGAAGAUCCUGCAGGUGAAGAAGGCAGAAGGAGAGGCGGAGGCAAGGUACCUCUCAGGCGUGGGCGUGGCGAGACAGAGACAGGCCAUAGUGGAGGGGUUGAGAGACAGCGUGCUGGGGUUCUCAGAGCAAGUGCCGGGCACCACACCCAAGCACGUGCUUGACAUGGUCAUGCUGACACAGUAUUUCGACACCAUGCGAGACAUCGGUGCCAACAACCGAUCGUCCACCAUCUUUGUGCCGCACGGGCCAGGAGCAGCAGCGGAUAUUGCUGCUCAGAUCAGAAAUGGAAUGUUGCACAGCAAUGUGGCUGCUAGAACUAACGUGUAA
This is a messenger RNA of Closterium sp. Naga37s-1, 870 nucleotides long. The record is from the annotation of a GenBank genome assembly. Lineage: Eukaryota; Viridiplantae; Streptophyta; Zygnematophyceae; Desmidiales; Closteriaceae.